CAAAAUAUCACGUGACCUACCAUUGUGUGUUACAAAAAGUAAAUAGUUUUACGCACUCAAAACCCUAUGCUUACAACAGCAUUGAUUCAGAAAAUGUAGAAAAGUAUAAGCGAUGUGGGGACAAUACAAGACCAUGUCCUCAUAUAGGGUGAAAGGUCAUGGGCUCCCCAACACUCAAAAACUCACUGUAGUCUUCAUCGUGGCUGUCAUCAUGUCACCUCAUGGAAUCAUACUUACUGCAAGUGUUCCAUGCUACAAGAAUGACACCAGCUCAUGUGUCCCUGUUGAGGUUACAGAAUGCUUGACAGGGGAGGUUACAUUCAACUAUACCUCCCUGGUUUACACCAAUGGCAGCCUGUCGCAGGUGGAGAUACAGACCCAGCUGGAUGCCUGGUCACACCUCAAGGCUGUACCAGAAUGCUGGAGCAUCAUACAGCCAUUCCUGUGUUCAGUCUACCUACCUAGGUGUGAUCAAGGGGAGGGUACUGGGGUAGAACGACCAAACCGUGAGCUCUGUGAACGAGUUCGCUCCCCUUGUCAAGUGAUCAUUACAGCUGGAGGACAAUGGCCAUCAUUUCUGGAUUGUGAGCAGGACUUCUACGCUGAAAAUUGCGGGCCAACGUUCUACGAGACCUCAAAGUUUACGACCGAUGGGGAGUGUGUAGCCCCACUGAUCAGCACAGGUGUGGAAGAGAACUGGUACGGGGGGAUGCAGGGAUGCGGGAUGCAGUGUGAGGAUCCGCUGUACACCCCAAAUGAACACAAGGGCGUGUUUAUCCUGGUUGCUGUCGUGGCGUCGCUUUGUGUGACCAGUCUACUGUUUACCAUCAUCACAUUUGUGCUAGACUGGAAAGUUGGCCGUAAAUACCCCGCGGUGAUCCUGUUCUAUAUAAACGGCUGUUUUUUGGUUGCGACUCUCGGUUGGAUGGUACAGCUAAUGGCAGGGGAGGGUGUGACAUGCAGAAAAGAUGGAACUAUUCGGAAAAAUGAACCUCUUAUUGGGUCAGGGGAGAGUGCAACAUGUACAAUUGUGUUCAUUCUGGUGUACUACUUCACAAUGGCAGGAGUGGUGUGGUACGUCAUGCUGGCUUACUCAUGGGACAUCCACUUCAAGGCUCUAGGUACAGUGCGAGACGACCUGUCAAAGAAGACGGCUUAUUUCCACAUCAUCAGCUGGUGUCUGCCGCUCGUUCUCACCAUCAUCUGUCUGUCUACAUCUGUCAUUGAUGCCGACUCCAUCAGCGGGAUUUGUUUCCCUGGUUUUACCAAACUCUGGGUGCGGGUGGGGUACGUCCUGGCCCCUAUCUGUAUCUCUCUCACCAUUGGGGCUGUGUUCUCAUUUAGAGGUUUGAAAACAUUAAUCAAAGUAAGGAAGGACUCGCCACCGUUUAUUGGAGCGAAGGCUACAUCCAAAAUACAUGAUACAAUCAUCCGACUAGGUGUGUUCAUACUGCUAACGUUUGUGCUGGUACUGAUUACCGUGUGUGUUCACCUUUAUACGUUUAUCAACACGUCGACAUGGGAGAACAAUCUUCUCACCUACACCUAUUGCCGUUCAAACAUCUCAGUGAGCCAGAUUAUUGAAGGAACCGUGUCUACCUCCUGUGAGAUAGAGAGCAGGCCGAGUGUGGUUGCGGUGGCGGUCCAUAUCAUCACGUUUUUCGCUGCAAGCCUCGUCUUCAGUUCAUGGUCCUGGAACAAAGCUUCCAUAAACGUGUGGAGGAGGACAUUUAGAAGGAUAUGUAACAAGCCCGUCAAUGAGCCUCAGAGGCUCCACAAGCAUCGACUGGUGGCGCGCAGGAUGAAGAGGCAGAAACAACGCAGCAACGAGAGACUCUCAAUCAGCUAUGGGACCGAUCACGAUGAUCCUGUUGGUAUGAGGUUUGAACGUAACAGUGCGAGUUCCCAUUCUCUGUCCUCAGGAUUUGCUGUCUCUAUGCCCAAACAUCGGGGCCGCAGGAGUAUGCUAAAUCCACAUUUCAGGCAUGGGCGGCGCAGACAUGCUGACUCAGAUGCACUGUCUCAGGGGUCAAGAAAGGGGUCAUCAAGGUCAUCACAUCGAAGGUCAUACGAGUCAAGUAUGAGCCAAAAACUGAGCGACAUUGAGCGGGAAAUUAGGGAAGAGGAACGAAGAAAACGCCGAAAGAAAAAAAGAAAGCACCGACAAAACCGCAUACAACCAAUCUUUGGACCUUUAUUAAGUGAUAUGAAUUCUUUGAACUCUUAUAAAAUGAAGAAUUUAAUUCAUCGGCAGAGGCAUAAAAGUGAUUCAUCUGAUAUAAGUAAGGCAUCUGCUAAUGGUGUUUGUGUGAAUGUAAACAACAGAAAACAUUUUCCAAUGCAGUCAGUUGGCUCGUCAAAUAAUAUUUCCGACUCGAUUUUGACUAAGAAUACUGAUAGUAUAUCAGAAAUAGAUCUACCUCAAACAAAACCAGUACUGCCAGAUUUCUCAAUAUUUACUGCAAAAGCUGCUUUACUGCCUACUAAAACUGGUGAAAAGGGAGAUAACUCGAAUACAAAUGGCAACUCAACUUUAAAGGGAGCUAAUCCCUCACCAAGUGGAAGUUUUCGAAGAGGAAGAAGAAGAGAAGUUAAGCUGGAAAUGACUGAAACAAGCUUCUAUCAGGAAGAUGACGAGAAUAUUGAGAUGGGAGGAAACCAGGUGAUAAAUUGUGAAGAAAACUGUCACGAAACAGGGGAGGUCAAAGGAAACUUGAAAGAAUUAGGUCCCUUAGUGAAUGAAAUAUUUGAGCAAGCAAGGGCAAGUUCGGGGAAUGGGAGAAGUUCCACGCAAGGGCAAAGAGACCCAAUGGGAAGCAGUAGACUGGGAUCUGCCUCAAGUAGAGGCAGUAGGGGAAGUAGAGGGAGCCAGUCUAAAACAAGAGAUUUUAAAUACGCAAAUACAAAGGUCAAUCUACCGCCUGAGGUCCCUAGAAAUGAGGGGGACAAGACAGCAAGAAAAAGACCCUUUUCUGGUGAUUAUAUUUUAACAUCUCAAAGAAACAGUGCCAAGAGAGAUGAAUCAACAAGAAAAUCUCAAUCUCAGCCAAAUAGUCGAGUUUCCUCUGCAACAGAUGGUCAUAAGCGUCAGAUUGGCCAUAAUGGUAAGUUAGACUUCACUGAUGGACAAAGUUGGUCUCGAUUUUUGCAAACAAAGGGCUAUACUGCGGGUCAGUUGUUUGAUCCAAUUCAAGGUGAUAACCGAACUGGUCCUAGUGGUCAAGAUGCUGGUAACAUAUUUAGUAAUCCUUUAAUCUAUGAAAGAGGUCAUCUUGGUUACCAAGGUCAGAACUAUCGUCUAAACCCUGGUCAACUGCAGCUAAUGGAUAAAAGCCAUUUUCAGCCAGUGGAAAAUCAAACAGGUGAUACUCAUAGUACAGGAUUUGUAGUAGGUAAUGAGAACACAGAUGAAUUUGGAGGUAAAAAUAUAAGCUAUUCUCCAAGACCUUACACCAAUCCAUUUAGAAAAAAUCGUGACCCAACUGAAGGUGAUGUUCUUGGUGAUCCUCCUGAUGUUGCUGAUUCACCAGUUAAUGUAAGUGUUGAGAACACGGUCAUUGGAACAUCAGAUAAAUGUAAUGCUCAACCAAAUGUGAAUGUUCUUAACAUUGAACAGGAGCAAAUUGAAUCAGUAUUACUUAAAAGACCUUAUACAAACCCCUACAGAAGACAUAGAGACGCAGAUAAUGAUGAUGAUGAUUUUGAAGAAGGUUGUGAAUUAAAUGGUGACUGUUUAGGUAAACCAGGACAGAUGAAUGUAUCAGUUGAAGUUCAUAAAGAAGCUGGUUCUUCAGAGGAGACUGCUAACAUUCUGAAUGUGGAAGCUGAACAUUGUCACCAUUGUGGUGCGCAUAAACACGCUGCUGGAACAGUAAAUGUGUUAGAUAUUGCUGCUGAACAGAUGUACCGAAGUGGGGAUUAUGCUCAGGUAGUUAAAGAUGUUGAUGUUGAUAUGGGAACUAAGAAAAGGCCAGUGAUAAAUGUUGAUGUGUUAAAUGUUGAAGCCGAACAAAGUGACCAUGAAAAGCUUAAAAAUGUGAUGAAAGUGUCUGAAACUGAAUGUAGAAAUGAUGACCUUUCUAUAAUUGGGUCAGAAUUAGUUGUGAAUGACAAUACAAAUGGAAAGAAUCGUGGUAAAGAAGUGAAAUCAGUUGGAGUUGUUAAAACUAAAACAAAAAUGCCAAAGAUGAAGAAUGAGAAGGGACAUAGAGCAAAUCCUGUUGUCAUGGAGAGUUAUAUUGGUGAACAGGGAACGGAUAUUCUAGAAAAAGAACAAGAUAACAAAGAUAUAAAUAAAAACAAAGGCAAGGGAAAGGCUACUGAAGAAAACAUCAUUGCAUCACCAAGAGAGAUCAAAACACUAGCUAUAGAAACUGAAAGAAACCCAAUUAAUAUUGCCAAAGAAAUUGUUCUCAAAGAAGGUAAAUUUAAAGAUCAAGGAAAAGUUAGUGCUUUCGAUGGAAGGGGUCUUAAAGGAAAACAACCCCUGACAAAUUAUGCCAUUAAAGACCCCAUUAAAACCACUGGUGCCAUUGUUUUAGCUAAGAAAGAUAAGGAGCCUGAUGUCAAAAUUAUACAUAAUACAAGUAAAGUGGUAGAAAAUAUACCAAUGAAAACACAAGUACUAGGCAAUAAAACUGUCAGAGCAAAUAUGAAAGUGGAGUCGAAGCCUGGUCUACCAAUAGGUCCUAAACUCAAUGCAGUCAAUAGUAACAGUGUGGAGAGUGAUUCAAGAAAAAGUGCUUUGCCUCCGAGAAAAAGGUUUGGUUCUCAAGGGUCAGGCUCAACUAGUUCUAGGUCUACUAGUGCAAUAACUAGGUCAUCAGGUACUAGUCGAAACUCUGACACCAGUCAUAAUGAAAAUUUGGACAAUUGUUUACCGAGUUCUGGAAAUAUAAGUUUAGGCUUUAUUAACGAGAAUUAUAAACCACCAAAGGAUAGAAGUAGUUCAAAGAAUAAAGUGCCUUCCGAUAAAUCUGUUGGAAUGUUUGAUUUUCUAGAGUGUGAUGAUUUUGAUUCGGAAUACGAUGAUGUUUCGACUGAUAAUUUGACUGAUACAUAUACCUACACAGAUGAUGAUUUGACUGAAGUUUCCUCUCUGCCUUGUUAAGACAUAUCACCUCAUUUGAGUGUUGAAGCUUAUGAUUUUCUUAAAGUGCAUUUAAAGAGGCAUUUUGACUAGGUAGAAUUAGUGUUUUUGAAGAUAUGAUUUUAAUCAGAUAUACUUGAUUAUUUCUUUGCAUUUAUUAUUGUAUGUGGUCAUCAUUGAUAUUAUUGUGAUCAACAUCAUUAACUCAUUCAGCGUCACCAUUACUGUUGCUCUAAUCACCAUCACCAUGACUUCACCAAUUAUCAUUAUUAUCAUCAUCAUCAUCAUCAUCAUCAUCAUCAUCAUCAUCAUCAUCAUCAUCUUCUUCAUCAUCAUCAACAACAACAUCUUCAUCAAUAUCAUCAUCUGCUUCAUCAUCCUCUUCAUUGUUGUUGCUGCAAUCGAAUGUAUUAUUCUUGUUUAUAGAUGAAUAUAAUGCAUGUAGGUAGUUAGUUUAUGUACAAAUUGUAUUUCUGUGUUGUGUAAAAUGGCAGUAGUUUUAUGUCAUAAAGAAUCUCAUUUGCUAUAGUUUACUAUUGGUGCCUGUUUAUACUUUGUGUUUCUUAUUCUGUUUUUUUUACUGCUUUAUACCUGAUUUAAAGAAUAUUUUUAAAGAAAUGAAAACUGAAUAAACUAUUUUAUU
Molecule: messenger RNA, 5732 nt
Organism: Mya arenaria
Lineage: Eukaryota; Metazoa; Mollusca; Bivalvia; Myida; Myidae
Exons: 14
Coding region: 113-5110 (1665 amino acids)
Biological process (GO): smoothened signaling pathway; commissural neuron axon guidance; central nervous system development
Cellular component (GO): cilium; dendrite; plasma membrane
Molecular function (GO): transmembrane signaling receptor activity; patched binding
Source: RefSeq, a predicted model, not a curated record